Solanum dulcamara is the source of this 2307-nucleotide messenger RNA. Its product is annotated as lycopene beta cyclase, chloroplastic. Lineage: Eukaryota; Viridiplantae; Streptophyta; Magnoliopsida; Solanales; Solanaceae. The record is from RefSeq and is a predicted model, not a curated record. The transcript has a single exon. Gene Ontology annotation, biological process: carotenoid biosynthetic process. Gene Ontology annotation, molecular function: oxidoreductase activity, acting on paired donors, with incorporation or reduction of molecular oxygen. The coding region runs from base 372 to 1874 and encodes 500 amino acids.
GUAUUAAUGUAUUAUCACCAUAGGCACAGACAAAACAUUAUUGUUUUUCAAUUCAAAGGCCAGUCUCAUGUUCACCACAAGCAUAUCCUCUACCAGCACCAGAAUUUUGCUGUAAAUUUUUAUAACAACAAAAGGAUGAGAUUUCUUUAUGUAACCUCACUGUCUUCAUGGUGAGCACUUACUCGAGAGCUUCUUUCAAUUGUAAUUCAUUUUUAUAUGGCUAAUCUUGAGAAAUUUCUUAAGAUCCUUUUCAUUUUCUAGAUUAUUAGAUAAACUAUUGGUUCUAGUUUGAUGUUCAGAAUUGAAUAUUAGCGAACUUUCUUGAAAUCCUAUUUGUACUUUCAAGAACCUUUGAACCCCUGUUGAAAACUAUGGAUACAUUAUUGAAAACCCCUAAUAAGCUUGAGUUUCUGCAACCCCUUCAUGGAUUUUCUGUUAAAGCUAGCUCCUUUAGCUCUGUAAAGCCUCAGAAGGUUGGUUUUAGGAAAUUUUGUGAGAAUUGGGAAAGAGGGGUUUGUGUUAAAGCUAGUAGUAAUACCCUUUUGGAGCUUGUACCUGAGAUAAAGAAGGAAAAUCUUGAUUUUGAGCUUCCUAUGUAUGACCCUUCAAAAGGGCUUGUUGUAGAUCUAGCUGUGGUUGGGGGUGGACCUGCUGGGCUUGCUGUUGCACAGCAGGUUUCGGAGGCUGGACUAUCGGUUUGCUCAAUUGACCCGUCCCCUAAAUUGAUAUGGCCUAACAACUAUGGUGUUUGGGUGGAUGAAUUUGAGGCCAUGGAUUUGUUGGAUUGCCUUGAUGCAACCUGGUCAGGUGCUGUUGUUUAUGUCGAUGAUGAUAGAACUAAGAAUCUUGAUAGACCUUAUGGAAGGGUUAAUAGGAAACAGUUGAAGUCGAAAAUGAUGCAGAAAUGCAUACUAAAUGGUGUUAAAUUCCACCAAGCCAAAGUUAUAAAGGUAAUUCAUGAGGAAGCUAAAUCUUUGCUGAUUUGCAGUGAUGGUGUGACUAUUCAGGCAACAGUGGUUCUUGAUGCAACGGGAUUCUCUAGAUGUCUUGUUCAGUAUGAUAAGCCAUAUAAUCCGGGGUAUCAAGUAGCUUAUGGAAUAUUGGCGGAAGUGGAGGAACAUCCCUUCGAUACAAGUAAGAUGCUUUUCAUGGAUUGGCGAGAUUCCCAUCUGAAUAAUAAUAUGGAGCUGAAGGAGAGGAACAGAAAAGUUCCAACUUUUCUCUAUGCCAUGCCAUUUUCAUCGAACAGGAUAUUUCUUGAAGAAACAUCCCUUGUAGCUCGUCCUGGAUUACGUAUGGACGAUAUCCAAGAAAGAAUGGUGGCUCGUCUGAGUCACUUGGGUAUAAAAGUUAAGAGCAUUGAAGAAGAUGAGCAAUGUGUAAUUCCAAUGGGAGGCCCCCUUCCGGUAAUACCUCAGAGAGUGGUCGGAAUUGGUGGUACAGCUGGUAUGGUUCAUCCUUCAACGGGUUAUAUGGUAGCAAGGACCUUAGCUGCAGCUCCUGUCGUUGCUAAUGCAAUAAUUCAGUACCUUGGUUCUGAUAAGGACCAUCUAGGUAAUGAGUUAUCGGCAUCUGUUUGGAAAGAUUUGUGGCCCAUAGAAAGGAGACGUCAAAGAGAAUUCUUUUGCUUUGGUAUGGAUAUUCUUCUGAAGCUUGAUUUAUCCGCUACAAGAAGGUUUUUCGAUGCCUUUUUUGAUCUAGAACCACGUUAUUGGCAUGGCUUCUUGUCAUCUCGGCUGUUUCUUCCUGAACUUAUGUUUUUCGCGCUGUCCCUUUUUUCUCAUGCUUCAAAUGCUUCUAGAAUAGAGAUAAUGACAAAGGGAACUGUUCCUUUGGUAACUAUGAUUAACAAUUUGCUACAGGAUAAAGAAUGACUUAUCAGGGAUCUUGUUCAAUAGUACAUCACAUGUGUUAGUAACUAUUGUGUUGCCAUUGUACUUUUUAUUCUCAUUUCUUCCCUUUUCCGGAGCUUGUAGCAACUAACCAAGAGGGACACUGCUACAAUGCCUGCCGAUGAGAACACAGGUUUAGUUGGAGCAACAAUGAUUGCGAUGUAAGAGUUCCUGCAGGCAGAAUGUUUAGUGGUCUCUAAAAUUACAAGAGAAAUGGAAUGAUGUGAUGAGAAACUUUUUCCUUUCAUUAUGUCUCUGUAUGAGGACAAACCUGUAUGUUUAUGUUUAUAUACACAAGUAAAACUGCAAGUUUGUGAAAGUGUAAUUGCAGUUCUAGCAUGACUUGAAUGUACUGAAACAUCCAAAGGAUGGUAUAGAAACAUAUAUAUACAACUUCUUCAGAUUCUGAUCUCUA